Messenger RNA from Lecanosticta acicola, 1195 nucleotides. NCBI's taxonomy places the organism in Eukaryota, Fungi, Ascomycota, Dothideomycetes, Mycosphaerellales, Mycosphaerellaceae. The record is from the annotation of a GenBank genome assembly.
AUGCCAGGACCCUUCCCUGGGGGAUUGCCGAGUCCGUCUAGAGACAACGAUACAGCAGAGCUGUCGAUGGACAUGCUAUUGUUCGACCAGAACAUGUCUUUCGUGGGAAACAACGACGGCUACGGAUCCUUCUAUCCGAUGUGGUCCUCACCAGUGGACAACGACCUCACCGACCCGUCCAAGCACAACAAUUGGAACCUACCUACCCCUCCCCCAGUUGCGGACAUGCACCAGCUUCCGUUCCCAAAUAGUUGGUCCGAUGCAAGCAUAACGCGAAGUCCUACGACCAUUGAGGCUAGGUUGAAUGGGUUCGAUAGCCGCAACGGCUCAUCGGAUCACACUGGUAGUCUUGGAGCAUCAUCCACGAUAGUCCAGUCCCCGAUGCAGGUGCGUAUCAGUUCACAAAUCUUCUUCAACAGUCUUAUAAGAUUCUUGGAUUCUGACAUUUUGGCAGUGCAAAGACCAAGGCGACGGAUCAUACUUCAUGUUUCCAGCUUCACUGCCGAAUUUCUAUAGCGGCAACUUCAGAAACUCCCAGGACUCUCGACCCUCGACAACUGCAUCUGCCAUGAGCUCGUUCAGCACGUUCCCAAGUGGCCAAGUGCCGAACAGCUUCACACAAACAAACACAUCUCCAAUGCCUCUGCUCCCUUCCAGAUGCUCAUGCUACAGCAGCAUCCUGCAACGACUUUCCGAGCUCAAGGACGAGAAAGCAAAAUUCCUCUCCACCAGGAUCGACACCAUCAUGAAGCUCGAAAAGGACGUACGAAUCCAGACCCAGACUAUGCUGAAGUGCGAUAUGUGCACUCACGAGCGUUCGAGAUCCCUCCUCCUGGCAAGCGUACUACUGGAGAGCAUGAUUGAUUUGCUUGAAGGCGUACCAGCGAGCGAUAGCCGCAGGCCAGUCGACGCCAGAUCCGAACUUGCAAUCCUUCGGAGACAGAGCAUGCCGGCAUACAUGCAUUCAAAUACGGAAACUGGCCGACUCGUCCUCGGAGAGUACGAGAUCAGUGGCGAAGAGAAGCUGGGAUUCCUACGCCACCUCCUGCAUACCCGCUUGAAUGAGCUCGCCAAUCUUACGCGACAGCUGCAGGAGCAUACGGAGACACUCGGCCCAGGCUCGACUGCGAUUCUCACGAUUCUGGCAGGAUGUAGCCAGCGAAUUCACGCCAUCAUGAGCCGGCUACAGAACUGA